UUUGGAUAUCAUUUCAACCAUGAAAGGCCUAAAAACUCUUUAUCAACAGCGUAUGCCUCUCUCCAAAACAACCAUUCGAAAAGAAGCUGCACAGUCAAGCUCGAAAGUGGAGGGAUGAUUUAUUGAUUAUAUGACCUUAAGUCAAUUUCCCACUUACAUAUAAAAGAAAAGAGUGAAACAGAGAACACCCAUUAGUGAAUUAAAGAAGAAGAAAUAAUGGCUAGAAUAAACCAUUCAAUACAAAACACUUUUUCUCUCCUGAACCCUUUAUAUUCAAUCACCUCAAAAUCAAGAACAACAACUACCCAUUUGAAGAAUCGUCUCAAUUUCUCUAAAAAUCUAAUCUUUUCGUCUUCUGCAUCAAGAAAAGCUCAGUUUUGCACUUGCACAAUUAGCAAUAGCAAUAGCAAUAUACACAAUAGUGCUCAAAAUGGUGAAGCAGUUGCAGCAGAAACAUUUGUCCUCACUACUCCUCUUUAUUAUGUGAACGCCCCUCCCCAUAUGGGUAGUGCCUACACCACCAUCGCUGCUGAUGCCAUUGCCCGAUUUCAGAGGCUUUUAGGAAAGAAAGUUAUAUUUGUCACUGGCACAGAUGAGCAUGGAGAGAAGAUUGCUGCUGCUGCAGCUGCCUGUGGCUCCAGCCCAAGUGAGCACUGUGAUGUCAUAUCUCAAGAUUACAGGACUCUUUGGAAAGAUUUGGAAAUUUCUUAUGACAAGUUCAUUAGGACAACUGAUCCAAAGCAUGAAGCAAUUGUCAAGGAAUUUUACUCUAGGGUACUUGCUAAUGGGGACAUUUAUCGUGCUGACUACGAAGGUCUCUACUGUGUCAACUGUGAGGAGUAUAAGGAUGCCAAGGAGCUACUAGAUAACAACUGUUGCCCCAUGCACCUAAAGCCGUGUAUUGAACGAAAAGAGGAUAAUUAUUUCUUUGCCUUGUCAAAGUACCAAAAACUAUUAGAAGAAACUUUGACAGAGAACCCAAAUUUUGUGCAGCCUUCUUUCCGUUUGAACGAGGUGCAAAGCUGGAUCAAAAGUGGCUUGAAAGAUUUUUCCAUUUCUCGAGCAUCAGUGGAUUGGGGCAUUCCAGUUCCUAAUGAUAAUAAGCAGACCAUUUAUGUCUGGUUUGACGCUUUACUGGGUUAUAUAUCAGCUCUAUCAGAGGACAAGGAGCAACCUAAUUUGCAAAAUGCUGUUUCUUCUGGCUGGCCUGCUUCACUACACUUGAUUGGCAAGGAUAUUUUACGUUUUCAUGCAGUCUAUUGGCCAGCUAUGCUAAUGUCUGCUGGUCUAGGCCUUCCUAAGAUGGUGUUUGGGCAUGGAUUCUUGACAAAGGAUGGCCUCAAGAUGGGAAAAUCAUUAGGGAAUACACUUGAACCAAAGGAGCUAGUUCAGAAAUUCGGGGCUGAUGCAGUCAGGUACUUCUUCCUUAGAGAGGUGGAGUUUGGCAAUGAUGGGGAUUACUCAGAAGACCGUUUUAUUAACAUUGUCAAUGCACAUCUUGCCAAUACCAUAGGAAACCUCCUUAAUCGUACUCUUGGACUUCUUAAAAAAAAUUGUCAAUCAACUUUGGUGGUUGACUCAGCUGUUGCGGCUGAAGGAAAUAAAUUCAAGGACACAGUUGAGAAGCUGGUUGACAAAGCUCAGAUUCAUUAUGAAAAUCUUGCAUUGUCGGUGGCUUGUGAGGCUGUUCUAGAGAUUGGUAAUGCUGGGAAUGCCUACAUGGAUGAACGUGCCCCAUGGUCUCUUUUUAAGCAAGGGGGUGCUGCUUCUGAAGCUGCUGCAAAGGAUCUUGUGAUUAUACUGGAAGCAAUGAGGAUCAUAGCCAUUGCUUUAUCCCCUGUCUCACCAAGCUUAUGUUGGAGAAUAUAUGCACAGCUUGGCUACUCAAAGGAUCACUUCAACACUCUGACCUGGAGUGAGACAAAGUGGGGUGGCCUGAAGGGUGGUCAGGUCAUGGCUCAGCCUAAACCAGUCUUUGCAAGAAUUGAGAACAAAACAGAAACAGAAGAUGGUGAAGCAUCGGCUAAGAAGAUUGUGAACAGAAAGGAUACAAAACCUCAAGCUAAAGUUGUUGCAGAAGCUUAGAAAUUCCAUUUGGACUGUAUUUCUUUUCCCUUCAUAACCCUUUUUUGACCCCAUCUACUUCUGAUAGAAAUCAUUUUUUUUCUUAAUCCCCUCGUCGUUAAAUAGCUAAAUAAUAAUGUCUACAUGAUUAGAAAUUCAGUUGAAAGAACAGCUUCGAUAUAUACCAGCAUUUGCUUUAAUGUUAGAAGCGAAGCAAUAAUUAGAGAA
Ricinus communis (castor bean) is the source of this 2292-nucleotide messenger RNA. RefSeq names its product methionine--tRNA ligase, chloroplastic/mitochondrial. Lineage: Eukaryota; Viridiplantae; Streptophyta; Magnoliopsida; Malpighiales; Euphorbiaceae. The coding region runs from base 217 to 2085 and encodes 622 amino acids. Gene Ontology annotation, molecular function: methionine-tRNA ligase activity; ATP binding. Gene Ontology annotation, cellular component: mitochondrion; chloroplast stroma. The transcript has 12 exons. Gene Ontology annotation, biological process: methionyl-tRNA aminoacylation. The record is from RefSeq and is a predicted model, not a curated record.